Molecule: messenger RNA, 2233 nt
Organism: Papilio xuthus (Asian swallowtail)
Lineage: Eukaryota; Metazoa; Arthropoda; Insecta; Lepidoptera; Papilionidae
Gene: Rab39
Product: RAS oncogene family member Rab39
Exons: 3
Coding region: 114-782 (222 amino acids)
Biological process (GO): Rab protein signal transduction
Molecular function (GO): GTP binding; GTPase activity
Source: RefSeq, a predicted model, not a curated record
UCUGUUUUCUAUUUUCUGUGAUGCAAUGAAAUGUCACACUGAUUUCAUUUCAAUUUCAUUUGUACGCAUAAUUUUGACGAUAUCUUUGUCUUUUACGGUUAUAUGCCCAGAAAAUGGUUGACCCAAUAUUUGAUUAUCAAUUUAGGCUCAUCCUAAUCGGCGAUAGUACGGUGGGAAAAAGUUCCCUUUUAAAAUACUUUACGGAUGGAAAAUUCGCUGAGCUCUCCGAUCCGACAGUAGGCGUAGACUUUUUCGCCAGAAUAAUCGAGGUUCAGGAUGGUACUAGAAUUAAAUUACAACUUUGGGAUACAGCAGGACAAGAGAGAUUCAGAUCCAUCACAAAGUCUUACUACAGGAACUCCGUGGGAGCUUUGUUGGUGUAUGAUGUGUGUAACAGAUCAAGUUUCGAGCACAUACCCUUGUGGAUGAUGGAAGCCAAGAGGCACAUUGAGCCGCACAGACCUGUCUUUGCUUUGGUGGGUUGCAAAGUUGAUUUAGUCGGUACAGACAAUAAAAAUGGUGCUAGAAGAGAAGUCACAUGCGAGGAAGCCAGAAUGUUUGCUGAGGAAAAUGGGCUCCAUCAUGUAGAGACAUCUGCAAAGACUGGUGUUAACGUUGAAGAGGCUUUUGUAUUAGUGGCACAGGAAGUAUACAACCGCAUUCAGACUGGAGAAUACAAAGUGGAGGAUGGUUGGGAUGGCAUCAAAACAGGGUUCAACCGUCCUAAUGGUAUGGAUUUCAAUUUGCUCGAGGCAGAAACUGUCCAGUCCACAUGCUGCUAGAAAAUUAUAUAUUCUUUUGUAAAUACUGACUCGUGUAAUUAGAAUAGAUAUAUAUUACGUAAGUAUAAAUUAACUAUAUAAUGUAGAUAUUUUCAGCACAUGUUUGCAAUGGCAUUUUAAGUAUGCAUCGGUUUUUCUUUUGUACAAGUUUUUAUUGAAUAAUUCACUAAUUGGUUGCAGGGUUAAUUUAAAUUGCUGUAAUUUCAUUAUCUUGUUUAUAACAAUAUUUUAUGGCAAUUAAUGGCACCUAAUGAAUACAAAGAAAUUGGCAUAAUGCAAUGAUGCAUUUCAUGAAAUAUCCAUUAAAAUAUAUGUCAUAUUUAAGUUGUGUCAUAUAAUGUUCUAUUCCAAGAAUUAUAUUGAUUUUUUUUUAAUUUGUGAACAUUAGAAAUUGUUUAAUAUAUUAUUAUUCAUGUUAAUAUAAAUAACAACAAUGUGUUUUGGUAUCACAAAGUGUCAUCGAAAUCAUUAAGGAUAAUUUAAAAAUUCUAAAUUUAAGUAUUUCACUGACAUAGUAUGACCGCUAGAAAAGCCUUUAAAUUGUUACAUGAAGCCUAAGAUUUGGUAUGUUUCAAAAUCUAAGAUUUAAGUGCCAUCUGGUAUGACAUGGUCCACAUUUUUUUUAUAUUUUUAAAUUAUAAUAAAGCACAAGCUAUUAACACAAUGUUAUUUCAUCACAUCACAACCAAAGACACUCCAUACUAUGUAAAUGUUCUGCAAAUUUUUAGUUUUUAAUGUAUAUAGUUUUAUUUUUAACUAUCAUUAACAAGUUUCCCAUCGAAAAAACUAAAUAAAACAAAGUUUUUACUCAUUUGAUUUCUUUUUUAUAUCCAUCCAAAGAUAAGAUACAUUUAGGACUUCUUUGAAUCUAAUUCAAUGAUGUGUCAAAUUGUUAUGACGAGUCUCCAUUGUCACCUGUAUAACAACAUGUUCAUACACAAGUGAAACAACAUUGAAAAUUCACAGUAAAAAUGGUAAAUCCUCUUUACAUUGGUAUUUAUUUUAUUAAGAUAAUAUAGUUCUGUAUUGUUUGUAUUGAAUUUUUGGUUAGAUCAAUAUUUUUUGGCGCCAUAAUCGAUUAUUGUCAGUUUUAGAAUACAGAUUAUAUCUAAUGUUUUCAUACAACGCAUCCAAUAAUGUUGAAUCUUUAUUAAAAACAAAACUGUGGCAUGAAAAUGAAAAUUUUUAUUCCUCAAUAAAAUUGUUAACAAAUCUUAGUAUAACAAGUAUCUCAGCCUUUGUUCAAAUCAAAAAACAAUUCUAUUGUGAAUUAACUGUGUAUUUAAGAGCUAUGAAAAUAAAUUUGUGCUCAAAAUUCUAAACAAUAUGUGGAAUAUGAUGGUUUGUUUUUAUAUACGUAUACAUUAAGCGACAUUUUAUUUUUAAAUGUACUACGUCAUAAUUACGCUGUUAUUAUAAUGCUUGAACGCAGUAAAGUUUUUGUUAAUCAU